UGACAUUAGUGCUUGCUGUGCCCGAAAUUAUUACUAUAGUCAAACUUUUGUGGUGCACGUCUUUUCUCCUCCAUGGCAAAUUAAGCGAAUGGCCGUCGCUGCCAUCUUUUCUAUUAGGUAUCGUCUGCUCUAUAAUGGAAAGCACCGCAUUAAUAUUUUUUCUUAUGAUAGUCGGUCCCAAACUUCAUCCGAUUAUCCUUAUCCCGUUACUAAGCAGUGUGCUCUGCUUGCAGAUAGUUUCACUAUCUUUUAAACAGGGAAUGUGGAUAUUGGACCAUGAUAACACCAAUUCAAACACUAAAUCUCUGAAGAAUAUUCUUCGUACUGCAUUCGGACUAAUUUCUGUUGCAUUAGUUGUGGCCACGUCAUUUGUGACUGGUUUUAGCCAAAUCUUGACUAUUUCAGAAUCUCUAAUUUUGUCCACAUCCUUAUUGGCUUUAUCUUUCACGUGGUGCCCCGGAAUAGCAACGUUUAUAAUACGAUCUCAAGACGGCUUCGUUGAUGGUCGUAAAAAUGCCGGUAUAGUUUAUACUGUUUUGAAAUUGGUAGUACUUUUUGUUUUAGCCGUUGUUAUAACUUACUUAAAUCGGCAGGACACUUUCAAAGAAUCAUUUUACAGCUUAAUGCAAGGUUUCGAUAAUAUAAACUCAACAAAAACCUUCAGAGAUGGACUCUUGAUUCACCUCUUUGCCGGUUUAUUAUCGCAUGCAUCCACUUACGUAUCAGCACGAAUAUGCCUUACACAUAGUGGUAUUUACCUACCAACACUAUUCGUCACUCCGAUCACAAUCUUGAUCAUAAUUUUCGACAAUUUCUAUGGUUUUUUUCAUGUCGUAAAGUUGUCUGCCCUGUCAGGAUUAACUCUCGCUUCGUGGUUUUGUUUAGGAAUUGCAGUUUUACUUUGGUUGUUACCAUUUCUAAUGCUGGGCAUGAACCAUACACCUGUACCAAAUUCCAUACUGAAAUCUUCGGAAUCGAACUUCUUAAGUUUUACUUACAACAAUAUCUUCCUCGAACAUCAUUUGCAUUUGAAUUACAAACCAGAAGGAAUUCAUACCGGACAUGAUAAGAUGAGUGAAAUGUUGACCGGGGUAUCCAAAGUGAGCAAAAUUUUCGUAUGUACAACCAUGUAUAGAGAAGCAGAAUUCGAAAUGGAGCGUCUCCUGAAAAGUUUAGAAGGAUUAUCCUUGUCGAAAAAACUGUCUCAUGUCUAUAUAGAGUCCCACGUGAUUCUUGAUAAUGGUUGUAAAGGAAACGAUCUUGGAGAGUUUGCACUGCAGCUUCUGUCGUUACUUCAAAACAAACUGAAUAUUGCUCGUACAGAAGUUUAUGCAAAUCGAAUGCCUUACGGAUUGCAACUUCAAUGGAUCUUAAAUUGUGGCAUUCCGUUUUUUCUGCACCUGAAAGACACUCAAAAAGUGAAACCGAAAAAACGAUGGAGUCAAGUGUUAUAUAUGAACUACGUAAUGAGUUGCCGGGUGAAAAAAGCUUACAAUUGGAUAGAAAAAAGACUGAAACGCUGCGAAAUGGAAUCGACGCCAUUCAACGCCCGGUAUUGUGUCGAUGAAAGGAAAUUCUAUGGUGUAGAUUCAUCGAACAUCCAAACGAAAAGUCCUACAAUAAGAUGUCACCUCACAAGUUCGAUGCUGAGUCAAUAUAGCGAUUGUUCGGUAUUUUCCAGCGAAGAUGAGAUAUCAUGCUGGUCGGAUGAUUCAGAAAUGGGUAAAAACCUAUAUUCAAACUCUAGCGUAUAUCUCCAUCCAAAUGGCUUGGGCGUCCCCAAGAUGAACGGUAGAUUAUCAGCGAGCCCCCAUUCGUUGGUGAACUCUGCAUACAUGUAUGGGCUUGAAGAUUCUGGUACUUCAUGGGCCUCAAGUACAAUAACUGAUAUGGUUCGCAAUGGUGCCAGUAUUCGUAUUAAUCCGAUAAUAGAAGAAAAACCUAUUAACACCAUCAGUGGAAAUUUGAUUAACGAUGCCAAAGUGAACAUCAGGUCACCGUUCCUUCCGAGCCCUGAAGAAUUCGACAGCCGGACCUAUAUCCUAGCAACGGAUUCCGACAUGAAGUUUAGUGAUGACGCUGUGAUCGAAUUAUUGAACACUUGUAAUGGUGAUCUCCGAGUCGGUGGUGCUUGUGGCCGGACACAUCCUGUCGGCGAAAAGAAUCGCCCAAUUGUAUGGUUCCAAAUUUUUGAAUAUAUCAAAGAUUUCUGGAUGACAAAAAGCGCUCAGAAUAUUAUUGGGUCGGUGAUGUGUUGCCCAGGAUGUUUCAGUCUGUAUAGAAUCACUGCGCUCUAUCAUUUAUUGGAUGAAUAUUCAGAACCAAGUACGGAAUCGAUGGAUGUAUUUGUCAAAGACACAGGCGAGGAUCGAUGGUUGUGUACUCUUAUGAUGAUGAGAGGCUGGAAAUUAAAAUAUUGUACGUACGCCUUCAACACCACUUUCUGUCCUUCUACAAUGGACGAGUUCUUAAAACAACGACGACGCUGGAUUUUAUCUGAUUUGGCCAAUACAUUCUUAGUUUUGAGUUAUCUUCCCAAACUGGUGCGACACAAUGCCUGUUUUACAGUCAUUUACAUCCUCUACCUUGUUCAGUUGUUCCUUAUUGUUAUCAUCUCUCCAGGUUCCACCAUAAUGCUAAUUACAGCUGGGUUAGACUUGCUAUUCGAAAUUACAUUUGUGGCGCCUACAGUCUUAGUUUGUAUGACACUUUUAGGUUAUAUGAUCAGCUGUAUGUUUGUUUCGACGAAGACUCAAGCCUAUAUCACAACCGUCUUAAUAUUGUUAUUUGGCAUUGCCAUUUCAUGCGUCUUCAUAGGUAUUACCGUCUUAGUUGUCAAAGACAUUAUCAAAGACGAGAAAGAGGGCACCCUGGAGUUUGAAGAUGAUUAUAUGUUAAUCGUACUCCCGAUCUGUGUUGUCUAUGCCGCCAUUUUACAUCCACACGAGUGCUGGAUGAUAUGUCUUGGAUUUUUCUCCAUGUUCAUGGUUCCAACCAUGAAUAUUUUGAUUCCAGCAUAUGCCAUCAGCAACAUUGUAGAUCAAAGCUGGGGGACAAGGGAUGGCAACAAAGCUUCCGUUCCGAAACUGGUUUGUUUCCCCCAAAUCCGUAAACGUCGAAAAAAGAAGAUAAAGAAGAAAAGGAAGGAUAAAAUUUCCGCAAGUAUGAAUUCUUCCACUCAUAGCUUUAACCUCUUUGAUAAGCAUGAAGAUGAAGUCGAAUACAAAUUCUGGAAGUUUCUACAUGAUUUCGUUAUUGGUGCAAAGGUAAGGACGGGUGCACCAAAGUCGGAAAUCGCUGAAAAACUCCGGAAGUUGCGCGUCAAAAGUGCUUUCGUAUUUUUGAUGUGUAAUACGAUCUGGAUGAUCAUCCUUGGAUACCUCUUCACAAACAUUACAAGCGAAAAGUCUAAGUUAAAUUUAUUUGGUUUAAUCAAUGGCUCUCUGUUCGGGAUUUCGCUCGUCGUUCAACUGAUUGGAAUGACGAUACAUCGAACCCAAGACACUAUCGAACGUUUUAUACGCAAAUCAAACAGACACUCGAAGCAACCCGAAUGGAUAAUUGCAAAAGACGAAAAGCUCGCUGCUAUAAUAGACUGAAGUGAAAAAUAAAUCAAAUAAAACAAAAUAUAAAAAAAGAUAAAAAGACAAAAGAAAAUAUCUUGGGAAAAAAAUGGUACGAAAUUUUAAAAUAAAUAAAAGCUAUUCUAAAACGAAGUGGCAACACCCUGGGCUGCGCCCAUUCUGGUGCACUGUCUCCAAGCGUUAUUGUCGAUCACAUCAACAUUAUUACUUGUUCUAGUCAGGUAUUUAUUUUAUAGAUCUUUAUUUGUUGGAAGACCAAAUAAGGUAUUUUAAAACGACACCUUUUAGUACACCGGGAGCUUACGACUACGAAACCAAAUUUGUAAGCACAUUCUCGCAUGCUUCCUUCAAUUUUCAGGCAAACACAUAAAUUAUACAUAUUCUGCUAUUCUUUUAUACGUUUUAGAGAUGCAGUUGCGAUCAUGCUGGAGCAUCAUUUUAAAUUUGUACUCUUUCCACAGACCUCUUCUAUGGCGGGUUUCUACUGAGGUGGGUGGGAUUUCAUAUUAACUUUUCCAUGUGCUUUGUACCUAAUGGUUGUAUCUUUAGGUGUAUGGCAGUUUGACACCGUUUCCUUUGUCUGUAUUUCCUACCGAGACCGUUGGCUCGUCUGGAAUCGAGGAUAGGAGAAUGUCCAAUUCCUUUUUCAAGUUAUCUACAUUCUAUAGUCUAUAGCCUGUCAUGUUUAGAGGAAAUGAGGGUUUGAGUCCUACAAAAAGCCUUUGACUUUCUCAAUCCAGGGGUUUUUAACCCAAGUUAUUAUUUAUAGCUCUAUCUAUUUCGAGCUCUAUCAUAAAAAGUAUAUAAAAAUGUAAAUAUAUAAUCAUUAUAUACAUAUAAUUGGACGUCCGUUUACUACUCACGAGUCCUCUGUCUUUUGACGAGCCUUAUAAUAUUAAUAUUAAUAAUAUAUAUAUAUAUAUAGAGAGAGAGAGAUACCUAUUAUUAUUUAAAGGACACAGUACAUGCAUUUAAGUGUACUAAUAGUUUUAUACGUCGAGAAAUACUCAAAUAUAUCAAACUAUCAGAAGCGCUUAAAUGCAUGUACUGUGGCCUUUAAGUAAUAGUACUUAUCUCUCACCGGGGGGAGUAAUUUUUUGUUGAAUCUUCUAUCAUAGAACAGUACAUUAUAUAUAUAUGUGUAUAUAUAUAUAUAUAUAUAAAUGAUUGAGAUGUAUAAGG
Messenger RNA from Octopus bimaculoides (California two-spot octopus), 4766 nucleotides. RefSeq lists its product as uncharacterized. Gene Ontology annotation, molecular function: chitin synthase activity. Gene Ontology annotation, biological process: chitin biosynthetic process. Gene Ontology annotation, cellular component: cell periphery; cell septum. NCBI's taxonomy places the organism in Eukaryota, Metazoa, Mollusca, Cephalopoda, Octopoda, Octopodidae. The record is from RefSeq and is a predicted model, not a curated record.